AUGCCCUCUUGGCCCAAUCGGUCGCAGUGCCUCUCCCAUAGUAACUGCAGCUGGGAGGAGACCCACAAUGCCACAUGGGACGCUGACUUCGGCCUUCCUCCUCUCAACUACUACUCCAUCCCUCUCCUCACUGUCAUCACCAUCGCUUGCACGCUGCUCUUUCUGGUCGGUGUUGCCGGAAAUGUCAUGACUAUUUUGGUGGUGAGCAAAUACCGAGACAUGCGCACUACUACUAACUUGUACCUGUGCAGCAUGGCCGUCUCAGACCUGCUCAUCUUCCUCUGCAUGCCCCUGGACCUGUACCGGAUGUGGAGAUACAGGCCUUGGCGCUUUGGUGACGCGCUCUGUAAGCUGUUUCAGUUCGUGUCAGAGUCGUGCACCUACUCCACCAUCCUCAGCAUCACUGCUCUGUCCGUGGAGCGCUACCUGGCGAUCUGUUUCCCGCUGCGCGCCAAGGCCGUGGUGACCAAAAGGCGAGUGCGUGGACUUAUUCUCCUCCUGUGGACAGUGUCCCUUCUGAGCGCGGGGCCUGUGUUUGUCAUGGUGGGAGUGGAGCGUGACACAAUGGGUGUGCCAGGGAUGAAUGAGACUGGUUCAACCCUGGAGGACGGGGACACACGAGAGUGUAAGAUGACGCAUUACGCAGUGGAGUCAGGGCUGAUGGGGGCCAUGGUGUGGUUGAGCUCGGUUUUCUUCUUCAUGCCAGUGUUUUGCCUCACGGUACUCUACAGCCUUAUAGGCCGCAGGCUGUGGCAGAGACACAGGGAGACGAACAUAAACUCUCGCGUGGCACACAGGGACAAGAGCAACAGACAGACCAUCAAGAUGCUGGUGGUGGUCGUCCUAGCUUUCGUCUUAUGCUGGCUGCCGUUCCACGUGGGUCGCUACCUGCAGUUUCGUUCCUUGGACGCCCCCUCCCCUCUGCUGUCCGUGUUGUCUGAGUACUGCAGUUUCGUAUCUGUGGUUCUCUUCUACCUAAGCGCCGCCAUCAAUCCCAUCCUCUACAACACCAUGUCCUGGAAGUACAGGGGAGCUGCAGCGCGCCUCUUUGGCCUCGCAGACACCCAGCCUCAACGAGGACGCACAGCCAGCACCUUGAAGGGAGACGGCUCGAACGGCUGGACGGAAUCAACAGUCAGUUAUUGA
This is a messenger RNA of Cheilinus undulatus (humphead wrasse), 1146 nucleotides long. It is a transcript of the gene ghsra, whose product is annotated as growth hormone secretagogue receptor a. NCBI's taxonomy places the organism in Eukaryota, Metazoa, Chordata, Actinopteri, Labriformes, Labridae. Bases 1 to 1146 code for a protein of 381 amino acids. Gene Ontology annotation, molecular function: growth hormone secretagogue receptor activity. The transcript has 2 exons. Gene Ontology annotation, biological process: hormone-mediated signaling pathway; G protein-coupled receptor signaling pathway. Gene Ontology annotation, cellular component: plasma membrane. The record is from RefSeq and is a predicted model, not a curated record.